AUGUUUCAUACAGAACCAAACGAGAUAAACACAAGUCUGGGAGGCCUUCCUAUCCCUAAAAUCAUCGUUAAUGGUAGGUACAAGCUCUUGAGUCAAAUCGGAAGUGGCUCGUUCGGGGAUAUCUUCAUCGGUAUGGAUCAAAUUAUGAAUAAAAAGGUAGCGAUUAAGCUUGAGUCUACAAACUUGUCCUCACAACUUAAUAUCGAGUGGAAGCUAUAUUGUCAUCUUGCACUAAACAACCCGGCGUUUACCCCGGCAGUGUACUACUAUGGCACGGAGGGAGACUACAACAUUCUGGUGAUGGAUCUAUUAGGCCCGUCGCUGGAAACCCUUUUUACAAGUUGUAGUAGACAAUUUUCACUCAAAACAACACUCAUGUUGGCAGACGAAAUGAUUGGACAACUAGAGUAUGUUCAUGGUCGUGGAGUAAUCCAUCGAGACGUCAAGCCCGAUAAUUUUUUGAUGGGGUUGGGUAAACAAAACCAUCAUGUGUUUCUCAUCGAUUAUGGUCUCUCUAGAAAGUACUACAACACUCGCAAUCGAGCUCACAUGGACUACAGCGAGGGCAACCCCAUGAUGGGCACCCUACGGUACUGCAGCGUGAACACACACCUUGGUAUAAAGCAGGUUAGGCGUGACGAUCUGGAAGCGCUUGGCUACAUAUUGGUCUACUUUAUGAAGGGCUCCCUUCCAUGGCAAGGCCUCCAGAACCCCAAUUGCAAGAUUAUUGCACAACACAAGAUGUCCACGACAGUGGAUGUACUCUGUGAAGGCUUACCAACUGAGUUCAUAAGCUACAUUAACUACACCCGUGCAUUGAAGUUCAAGGAAACUCCGAACUAUGCAUACCUCCGUAAUCUAUUCCGCUGGCUUUUUUCUCAACUCAGGUACUCGAAUGACUAUGUUUACGAUUGGAUGCUUCGACAAACUUACGAGAACGCCCGGCGAGAGGAAUGGGAGCGUUUGAAUCAAGCACCAAACAAACCUCCAAAGAAUAACUCCUUAGUAAAAAAUGAAGUGAAUAAAACGGAGGAGGAACUCGCAUUUAUUUGCGCGUCUUAG
Messenger RNA from Phytomonas sp. EM1, 1062 nucleotides. Lineage: Eukaryota; Euglenozoa; Kinetoplastea; Trypanosomatida; Trypanosomatidae. The record is from the annotation of a GenBank genome assembly.